AUGUGUCAUCUUAGAGCGCGUUGGCUUAAUUUACUUAAGUGUGGUAUAGUCUUUGCCUUUUCGUGCUAGCACCUCUACAAAGAUUACCGGCCUUAUUUACAUUUAUUUGUUUGCUAAGUUGGGUAGGAGAACCUCAAACGCUCCAUCGCUCGGCUGUGGUAAAGCUGAUGAGGCGGACGAGCAGAGUUGUGCGCCUUCGCUCCGGGGACAUAUUUUAAUUGCUGCUCCCCGUUUUUCACUAGUGAAGGGAAAUAAAAUGUUACCUGUUCUCGGUCGGGCUCACUUUCUGCUCCCCCUCUCCCAAUACCGAGCGGGGGGCAGCUAAACCGGCGGCUCCCGCCCACCGCCGCCUCCCUGGGAGGGGGACUGCGGGGCCAGAGGCACGGCGGGGCUUUCACCGCCUUCCUAAGCCCCCGCUCCCUCUCUCUGGCGAGGAGACCCUCGGCGGGGCGACUCCCUCUGCCCUGGCACAUGGGUUUGCCAGCGGGGUGGCUGCGCAAUAAGACCAUUCCUGCCCCCCGUCACGUAUUUAAAAUAAAAUUUAAAGAAAGCAGAGGGUAGAGGCGAUUGAGCUGCUAUUUGCCUGUUAUUUUUUCUUGCGAUCAGGCGCCGGCUUUCCUGUAGUUUGGGUUUUCUCAGCGGUCUGCAGCGGUAGGGUGUUUGCGGCGAAUACAAACAGGGGGGAAAGCAGUUGUCAGCCCGGCUUGUUUAAUAGCCCGUUGCAUUGUCAGUGCUGCUGCUGGGCUGGGGAAGCUGGGGGGGCCGUGCGUGAACAAGUGCCGUGUGUAAUUACUGCUAAUGCUCGGGGCGGCCCGGGGCCCUCUGCCGCGGGACAGCCGCGCAACUUGCGCUACCCCGUGGCCCUGGCUGCAAAGGGGGCGGCUGGUGUGGGCUCGGCGAGCCGGGAGGGCGGCUCGCAGUCAGGGAGGGGGCAAAGGGAAACUUCCCUCUCGGUCGCAAGCACUCGAUGUGUCUCCGAGAGCGACCAGAGCCGGCCGCAGAGCCUCUGGCCACCGUCACCCUAAGCCGGCGUGUUCGUGCCCGAGGAGCGGGGCUGCGCUGCCUUCGGCUCCCGUUCGCUUUUACCCUUCGGGCUUGCGCUCCAAACUGCGAGGUGUAUUUUUAGAUGGCGCUGGCGAUUUUGCUCUGCGACCCCGAGGAAAACCCCGCCGCUUUGUCUCGCCGGUCUUCCGCACCGGGGCCGGGGAGGAGGGCGGCGGGCGGGCCGGCUGUCGCCGGCGGGCCCUGGGGCAGCGCCGACCCCCGGCCCGGCCCGCUGGCCCGAGUGGCAAGGGCUUGUGCUCCCGUGGGGCCACCCCACCUGAGGCCGCCGCAGCGCUCCUCGCUGUCUGCCAGCCCACGAGUGGCCGGUGGCCCCUGAGAAGGCCUCAAGAGAAGGAAAAAGAUUUCUUUAGAAGGGGCUCUCGUGGUACUCUGACCAUUGCCAGGACAGGUUCUGAGGGAGGGCAGCGGCCCGUAUGGCUGAGGCGAGGGGCUGAGUUAUGGCUAAGAGACAGACGUGGGGCGGCGGCGCUGACAGGCGGCGGGCGCGGGGGAGUGAGCCCGGCCGUCGCUGCUCGUAAUUCCUAGCGCUGCCGGGCAGGGAGCCGCAGGCAGGGCCGGGCCGGCCUUCCCCACCGGGCCCCAGCCCUCUGCAGCCCGCUGGGCAGGAGCUGGGCCCCCUCUUCUCUCCCUGCCCACCCGAGUCCUCUCUUCCUGACAGGGCGACACUCCCCGGCAGCCCCCACCACCCGGCGCUGCCGUUGCUAUCCCGCUUCUCCCCGUAGCAGCGGCUCAGGGUGAACUCUCCGCUUCAGGCUGCCCGAGCGGGGACCCUCGGCAGGGUCCCGGGCCCGUAUUCCCGGCCCCGGGCAGUGCAGAGUGUCAAUAGUCCGGCCCUGGCCACCAACCAGCCUUUCCCCGCGGGUGCCACAGCGGUUCCGAGAAAGCCUAAACCCACCGUGUCGUUUGCUUUGUUCGGUGCUGCUGCUGCGGAUGGUUGGAAGCUUGCGAAAGAUGCGAGGGACCGGGGCCCUGCUCGGUUAUUUACUACUGGAGCUGCUCUUUUCCAUUAACGAAGCUGCCGUGUCUCCAUGAGAUCAGAGACGGGCAGAGGGGGGAUGUAUCUUUCGAACCUGCACGCCAAAAACGCUUGGCAUGCACGCGAAACUGAUGUAGAGAACACAAGUUCGUAACUGGUGUAUAAGCUACAUAUACCAUAUCAUCUCUCUAAGUCGAAGCUUGUUAGUGGUUUGUUUUGUUUUGCUUAAAUAAUAAAUAAAUAUUAUUUAUUUCAUUCUCAAGACGUGAUCCCGUGGUAAAAGAGUAGUACUUUAAGAGCAAAUAAGAAUCAGGCAGGAAAGGUGCUAGUGUUGGGGGAACUGAAAAGCAGUUCUGACCUUUGCCAAAUGGUAAAAAGCAUCAGGGCAGUGUGCAUUUUGUCCUGUCAGACCGAUACCUUUUUUUUUUUUUGUCCA
This is a messenger RNA of Poecile atricapillus (Black-capped chickadee), 2477 nucleotides long. RefSeq lists its product as uncharacterized. The transcript is spliced from 2 exons. Lineage: Eukaryota; Metazoa; Chordata; Aves; Passeriformes; Paridae. The record is from RefSeq and is a predicted model, not a curated record. The coding region runs from base 799 to 1590 and encodes 263 amino acids.